Messenger RNA from Rhodamnia argentea, 1595 nucleotides. RefSeq names its product phospholipase A1-Igamma2, chloroplastic-like. Gene Ontology annotation, molecular function: glycerophospholipase activity. Bases 46 to 1557 code for a protein of 503 amino acids. Lineage: Eukaryota; Viridiplantae; Streptophyta; Magnoliopsida; Myrtales; Myrtaceae. The transcript is spliced from 3 exons. The record is from RefSeq and is a predicted model, not a curated record. Gene Ontology annotation, biological process: lipid metabolic process.
CUCAUCAAACACCAACAAAGGACUUUCAUACCGUAAGCUCCCUCAAUGGCCACACCCUAUGGUCAGCUGUUCUUUCGAGAUCACACCCAUCACAGCAAGAUCUUCACGAUCAUUAAUCCCAUUUCACCUUCGAUUACGUCUAUAAGAUUCUCGUGUGGAGGCCUAACGAGAAGAGAGAGCCCAGCGAACGGUAGACUUUUCAUACAAAAUGUAUCAUCCAAGAGUGAGUCCUUGUGCAUUGUUCCGGCUUGGACUAGUGAGUCCUUGUGCAUUGUUCCGGCUUGGACUGCAAUCGAGAAGCCUAGCAACAACUUGGCAAGCUCAUGGGAAGAGAUCCACGGCAAGAGCGAUUGGGUCGGCUUGCUCGAUCCAAUCGACCCCCUCUUGCAGGCCGAGCUGAUUCAUUAUGGGGAGAUGGCUCAAGCGUCCUACGAUGCGUUCGACCCCCAUCCGCUCUCCAAAUAUUGUGGCAGUUGUCGGUUCAAGCCGAGCGAGUUCUUCCGUUCUCUCGAGUUUCCUCGGGUUGGAUACGAAGUGACCCGUUACCUCUAUGCCUCGUGCAAAAUCCAUAACCGUCCCCGUUUCUUGAAGAAAUCGCUGUGGCGAGAAGGGUGGAGUGAAUCGGCUAAUUGGUUUGGGUAUGUUGCUGUGUCGGACGAUGAAAUGUCGAAAGCUCUAGGACGACGGGACAUAGCCAUAGUGUGGCGCGGCACAGUGAGGAAGCCUGAGUGGAUUGCGGAUGCCAUGUACAGCAUGAGCCCGAUCAGGCAAAAGGGAAUCCCCUGUCCUGAUGGAAACACCAAAGUCGAGUCGGGCUUCCUCCAUGUCUACACCGAGAAGGACGAAAAUUCCAGGUUUUGCAAGCAUUCCGCACGGGAGCAUGUUCUCCAAGAAGUAAAACGACUGAUACAGAAGCAUGCCGAAGAGGAUUUGAGCAUUACGGUCGCAGGUCAUAGCCUGGGAAGCGCUCUCGCGAUAUUAAGUGCAUACGACAUGGCAGAGACGGGGACAGACAUUAAGCAGGACGGCAAAAUAGUCCCCAAGUGUGUGUUCUCGUUCGCUGGACCACGAGUCGGCAAUGCCGGAUUCAAGAAGCGGGUGGAGGAGCUAGGAGUGAAGGUACUGAGAGUGUUGAACAUUCACGACAAGGUUCCGACUGUGCCAGGUAUGAUUUUCAAUGAGAAGGUGCCUUCCAUGAUGCGAAAAAUGCAUUGCUACUCGCACAUCAGCACCGAGCUCGCGUUGAAUCACGAGAACUCGCCCUACUUGAAGGACAAAGGCGAUCUGUUGUGUUAUCAUGACAUGGAAGUUCUUCUUCAUCUCCUGGAUGGGUAUAAAGGGAAGGGGCAGAAGUUCGAGCUCGCCAGCAAGAGAGACAUAGCGUUGGUGAACAAAGCGACAGACUUCUUGAAAGACGAGCUCCUCAUCCCACCAAAGUGGAUGCAACUGGAGAACAAAGGGCUUGUGAGAGGCCAGGAUGGCCGCUGGACGCAACCGGAGAGGCAAGACUUGGGAGAUCACUUUGAAUGCGUUAAUCUUGUAGCUGGCUUGGUCUAGAUGUGUGAGCCAAGUCUAUGUCAUGUUGUUAGGGUGAA